Suricata suricatta (meerkat) is the source of this 973-nucleotide messenger RNA. RefSeq names its product C-type lectin domain family 2 member D (gene CLEC2D). Gene Ontology annotation, cellular component: external side of plasma membrane. NCBI's taxonomy places the organism in Eukaryota, Metazoa, Chordata, Mammalia, Carnivora, Herpestidae. The transcript has 5 exons. The record is from RefSeq and is a predicted model, not a curated record. The coding region runs from base 16 to 873 and encodes 285 amino acids.
AGUGUUUCAACUAAAAUGACUAGCUUUCCUGUACUUUUUAAAGAAAUUUUCGCAAACGCCCACCAAUUCUGCUGUGGCAAGCUUCUUUCUGACGUGUUCGUCUUUCUUUAUGAAGCAUAUGAAAAUGAGGAAGUUCUAAACCGAAAUGUGAGGGUUUUUUUCUCGGUUUUGAAGCACUCUGAAGCAAACACUGCCUGCUAUGUUAGCUCUCUGCAAUGUAGGCGCAAAAUGCCUGGUAGCAAUUGUGUGGAGAGAGACUGUGUGCCGGUUGAAUUGCUGGGAAACCCAAGUAAGAAGAAGCUGGUUUGUAUACAGCGAAUGUGGAAAUCGGGUGAUUACCUGUCAUCAGAAAAGCAUUCUAUUGAGUUUAAACGGAAUUCAGCCAUUUUCCACACAAUCAUAUGUCUCAUAGUUUUAUUGACUGUAAUACCUAUAUUGUUUUUUGCAAUAGGAAGAAAAUCCCAUCAAACACCAUCAGAGUGCCUUCAAGCUGCAUGCCCAGAAGACUGGAUUGGUUUCCAAAGAAAGUGUUUCUAUUUUUCUUAUGACAUCAAAAAUUGGACAUUCAGCCAGAGGUUUUGUGAGUCACAUGAUGCUGAUCUUGUUCAGAUUGAAACCCGUCAGGAACUGGAUUUCCUAUUGCGGUAUAAGGGCCCCUUUGACCACUGGAUCGGGCUCAGCAGGGAACAAGGCCAACCAUGGAAAUGGGUAAAUGGCACUGAAUGGACAAGCUGUUUUCCUAUCAGGGGAGGAGGAGAGUGUGCCUAUUUGAAUGACCAAGGUGCCAGCAGUGCAAGGCAUUAUACAGAGAGGAAGUGGAUUUGUUCCAAAGCGGACAGAUAUGCCAACAUGAGGAUGCAAAAUGCAGCAUAGCUUAUCCCUUGUGAAAAACAUCCCAAUGUCAAAGAAGUUGUUGCCUAUGUCGUCCUCUAGGAUUUUGAUAGUUUACUGUCUCACACUUAAGUCUUUCAUC